This is a messenger RNA of Saprolegnia parasitica CBS 223.65, 3213 nucleotides long. RefSeq lists its product as hypothetical. The record is from RefSeq and is a predicted model, not a curated record. Gene Ontology annotation, biological process: calcium ion transmembrane transport. Lineage: Eukaryota; Oomycota; Saprolegniomycetes; Saprolegniales; Saprolegniaceae. Gene Ontology annotation, cellular component: membrane; endoplasmic reticulum. The transcript is spliced from 7 exons. Gene Ontology annotation, molecular function: inositol 1,4,5-trisphosphate-gated calcium channel activity; inositol 1,4,5 trisphosphate binding. Bases 1 to 3213 code for a protein of 1070 amino acids.
AUGCAGCGCUUCACGAGCAAGCGGCGCAACCUCAACGUCGACGCGACGCUCGCUGCGGGGACGCUCGGCGAGUCGCCGCUCUCAUCGCCGCUGCGUAAAGAGCUUCACCGCCCGUCCGCGCACACGCCGCUCUCGCCCAACGGCCUCUUGUCGCCGCGCAACUUGCCCGCGAGUCUGGACCGCGUCCCGAGCGAGUAUGCGUCCAAGACCACGUCGAUCCACGCGGGCGGACACGGCUUCCUCGUCUAUGGCACGAUCGUGUCGUGCCUGAGCAUGGACCGAGGCGGCUUCCUCGCAGGCGACGGCCUCAUCACGUCGGAAGUGCGGCUCGAGGGCCUCGUGCAGAGCCUCAAGGCCACGGUGGACCUCAUUGACGCGCAGCUCACCGACCCGGGGUCCCAGCGCGACGUCCACGUUGUCGCGUGCCAUGCCAAGGAUUGUCUCUUCGAGGUGCUGCCCAAGAUGGUGUACGAGGCCACAGCAGCGUUCGAAGAGGCCAAGGCGUCCGAGAACGCGAGCACGACGUCGACUGGGUUCUCGGAUGCCUUCUCCGAUCUCAAGUUCAAGAGCGAGUCGGAGCUCCGGUUGAACGCCAACGUUUACGACAAGCUGCACGGAACGCGCGUCAAGUACGGCCAGACGGUGCAGCUGCGGCACAUCAAGACGGGCAAGUACAUUGCCAUGCAGCCGACAAGGGACAAGGAGACCCUCGAGGUGGUCUUGUCGGACGGCGCGGCGGCGUGUCAUCUCACGCUUCUACCGCGCUUCAAGCUUCGAAAGACAGGCGAGCCCGUCCAGCUCAUGGACCAAAUUGUGCUCGCGGCGACAUACAAGGCGCAGCGAUUCGCAAUGCACGUCUCGACCCGCAGCGCAGUUGAUGGCGCGUCGACACUGGUGCACGCCUCCCUGUCGCAUGCGUCGCAGUGGCGACUCGCUCCCUACGACCACUCGGAGAAGGACGUCUCGAGCGCGACGAUGUACCAGCCCGACACGGGUCGCGGUCUCCGAUCCGGGCUCUGCAUUCGCCUGCUGCACUUGGAGACGAGUGCGUGGCUAGGCUGUGGCGGCGGCGCCGUGCACCUGCAAGCCGAGUCGGGUGGCGCAUCCGACGCUGCCGACACCAACUCGCAUCUCUUGUCGCCCGAGACGCUGUGGGAAGUCGAGAAGAGCUGCUUCCUCGACGGCGGCCUGUUGCACUGGACGGACAGCGUCUGCCUUCGUCACGUGCUCACCGGGCAGUAUCUGCAUGUGGAGAACACGGAGGCGGGGCUUCGAGUGGCUACGAACGCGCAGCCGCAGUCGUCGUACCUCCUACGGCCCACGACGCUCGUCAACCCACGCAACCCGAUCGGGCACAAGAGCGCGGUGCUGCUCCAGCACGCACAGACGCUCACGUACUUGCACACGCGGAGCAGCGCGCAUCUGCACGUCUCGUCGCCACUCGUGACGCUGUUGACGCCGCAGGACGAAGACGCGUUCAAGAUUGUCUCGGUCUCGUCCACGGAGCUCCACGAUACGUCGCGGCUGCUCGCCUACCGCACGCUCUGCGAAAGCUUUAUCGCGAGCUUUGCAAGCGCGUCCGGCGGCGACCCGCGCUUGGACGACGUCGAGCGCGUCCUGAGCCAGCUCAACACGUUUACGUUCUUGGACACGCAGACACCGGACCACGUCCUGUGGCUGCGGCAGACGCUGCUGCACCGGCACCAGUUCGUGCCACUGCUGACGCGGAUGCUCGAGGCGCCGUUCGCAGCGUACGGUGGUCCAUUCUCGAUCGACUACGUCUGUGGGUUCCAGCCUCAAAACGAACCGAGCGACGGGAUCGAUGAGCUGCCUCACACCAACGACUUUAUGUCGCCCGGUGGCGGGCGCUUCAGCAACGGUGUCGCACCGCCGCCGCCGCCGCCCAUGGACAAGUCGCUGCCAAUCGUGUUCCAAUGGCCGCACACCGCCAUGCGGCAGCUGCACCACGUGCUCUGCGCGAUCAACAUCCUCUUGUUCCGCAUGUUUUACAGCAGCAAAACCUCCGACACGUCGGCGUGCCGGCACGCGAUGCCCGUGCUGCUGGCGCUCCUCGGGCAUGGGUUCAAGGCGUCCGUGCCGCUCUCGUACCUCAUCCAGGAGAAGUUCCACCUCUCCGAGUCGUUCGCGUCCUUCUCGGCGAUCGUGCGCAAUUUCUUUGAUCUGAUUCGGCGCCACGGCAGGGCGAUGCGGUAUCUUCAGUUCCUCGUCGUGCUCUGCUCGGCCAACGGCCACGCCGUGCCCAAGGUCCAGGAGAAAAUCUGCGAGCUGCUCUUCAAUCCGAGCCACGGCUACUCGGACGCGGUCCUCGUGCACACGCGGCCGACGCCCACGGGCCUCGAGCUCUGCGUGGACGCGGUCGCCGAUAAAUGGGUCCCGCUCCGCACUUUCUUUGACGACUAUUACAGUCACAAGUCCCACGCAACGCUCGCACCGUACUUUUACGGUCUGUUGCAGCUCUACUGCGCGCUGUGCAUGGAUCGCAACUACACGUGCAUUCGGUGUCUGGCCGGCAGCUUUCCCCGCGCGAGUCUCUUGGCCUGCGUGCAAGAUCCCGCGCUCUCGCGGUCGAUCCGCGCCGUGCUGCUGAACCUCCUCGUGGCGCUGCAUCUGGACUGCGAGCCGCAGACGCCACUGCCGAGCCCCAACUACACGCGCAUCUGGAAGGAGGUGCUCUUGCAUCAAGACAAGCUCCCGGUCGCGCGAGAUGGCAUGUACUCGACCGACGACUGGACCUUCUUUGGUCAGCUGCAGACGCUCGCGAUGACCUACUUUCGAAAGCAGAAUGGACUCGUCAUCAUCACCGAGGCGGCUCAAAACGACUUGACAUUGGCGUUUGUCCGGCUCUGUAAAAAGAUGGUGGCGUUCGGGCUCUUUCGGUCGAUUGCCGAGCUUGGCGCGCUCGUGCUCGAGCUGGUCAAGCUCCUCGACAGCCGCACCGACUACUGGUACAAACCGUCGACGAGGUCGCACCGGGAGUUGUUGGACGCGACCGAGGUCGUCGUGUCACCCACGUUCUUCCACCGGUCGUCCGAGUCGACGCGCUUUGACCUGCAGGCGCAGAACGCCAUCAUCCAGCAAACCGAGGGCGGGCACGCGAUGCGGCGCGCGUCGCUCGAGCCCGCACGUCUCGCGACGAAGAAGACCCUCGAGUACACUGCUUGUGUGAUGCCACUCACCUCACGCCUCAUGUAG